Perca fluviatilis (European perch) is the source of this 1897-nucleotide messenger RNA. RefSeq names its product SPARC. Lineage: Eukaryota; Metazoa; Chordata; Actinopteri; Perciformes; Percidae. Gene Ontology annotation, biological process: anatomical structure development. The transcript has 9 exons. Gene Ontology annotation, molecular function: collagen binding; protein binding; extracellular matrix binding. The record is from RefSeq and is a predicted model, not a curated record. The coding region runs from base 857 to 1645 and encodes 262 amino acids.
UUUAAGAGGAAACUGAGUCAAAAAAAACAACUUUAAAACCAAAAGUGUAGAAAUUAUGUAUUUCUUCAAGGAGAAAAAACAGCAACAAGAGACUUACAGAUAACUUGUAAUAUUUAAAAUGCAUGAUGUUAUUUUACCUGUAGGCCCACAGGAUUUUUGCCAGUCAUACAGUGAAACUGUUAUUGAGCAACUUAACCACUAGAGAGCAGCCUUUUCCAUAUUAUUGAAAGUUUAUAUUUUCAGAGAUAUCCUUCCUCUGCACAUUAAUUCUCUUUUACCGUUGGUUGUGUGUUUGCAUGUGUCUGUAAUAUUAAGGGAGUUUGAAUAUGAUAAAAAGACAAAGAGAGAAGAAGUUUGAGCAUAUGUUGUAAAUUUUGCUGUGGACAAGUGCCAACUUCAAUGAAAACCCCACUUCCCCAAAAAACUCUUCCACUCUCUCAGUAAGUACUCUACAGCUCCCCUGUACUUUUUCCCCAUAUCUCAGCAUCAUUCAACUGCACAAUGUCUUCAAGUAUCACUGAGUUCAGAUCCCUGUACAGUCCCUCAGCUGCAAUCAACAUGGAGCUAAUGUGAAGGGAAGAAAGUCAGACAGACAGGGAAAAGCAGAGAGGAGGGGUUAGAUAAGGCACGAAUGUAAAAAUAGAUGAAUCAAAUGAAAAGAAAAAUUGACUGCUGAAGAAGGCUGUAAAAAAAAGAAUACACCCUCACAUGAGCCGGUGAGACGAAGAGACAAAAGGUAGCUGGAAACAAGGAAAAGGAGAACACUAACAAGGGAAUAACAACAGAAGAAAGAAGUGACAGAGGCCCAGGAAAAUUUGUGAAAACUUCCUCUCGUAGCCCACUGGAUGAGUCAGCCAUGAAACUCAGCUUCACCGCUCACGCCCUGUUUCUUCUCCUGAUUCUUCACACUUGUACAAUCAUGGGAGGCAGAGCCCAGCGGAGACAGAGACAAGCUGAGGAGAGGCUGAGACCGUAUAUUGGCAGAGUAGAGCCAGAAAAGCUUUGUGAGCUGCUGAAAUGCCGCAGUCCAGUGGGAUCUUGGUGCCAGGUAGUUCAGGAAAAUGGAGUUCUCGUCCCCAAGUGUGUUUGUCCUCAGUCCUGUCCACGGCAGAGGGCACCAGUGUGCAGUGUUCUGGGAAAGACCUAUGGGAAUGAGUGUUUGCUGCAUAAGGAAGCCUGCAGAAAGAGACGCCGCACCGGACUAGCUCACACAGGACCCUGUCUGGUCCCCAAGGCUAAAUGCACUGAGGAGGAGUUAAGCCAGUUUCCAUAUCGUCUCCUGGACUGGUUCCUGCUCCUGAGUCGUAUGGGGGAGUCCUAUGUACCUGCUGCCCUGCCCCAGAGCUGCCUCAGCCAUGCCCAGAGGACGCAACUAGCACAGCAAAGAUUUACGGUACUGGACAAGAACAACGAUGGCAAGUUGAGCCGCCGGGACCUGAGGAAGCUGCGUUACAAGAGGAUGCCACUGGAGCACUGUGCUACACCAUUCUUUCAGUCAUGUGAUCAGAACAGGAACAGGAAGGUGACCCUGCAAGAGUGGACGACCUGUCUGGUGGAUCGCUCCGAGGACUGGUUCUACCAUUUCAUGUCAAUGAGAAUGGGGUCCCGCAAGUUGUGUCCUACAAUCAAAGAGAACCACCUUUGAAAUGAAAAACAGCCAUGAACUCCUUCCUGCAUGUCCUUUUUACAUUACUGUAUAGGGAACUCACUGGAGACAACAGCACCACAGUUACCUAAUAUAAAAGCUACACAGUUGGAAUCUCUACACACUGUUUACGCAUCUGUUUCACGCCAGUAUUCAUGCUCGUAACAUAGGGAUUAAUAACCUCAUCAAAUCUGAAAGUCUGCUGGUUGUCUGUGCAUUCAUGUGUGUAAAUACAUGUCUGGACGGACUGAC